AUGGUAUCCCAUGGCACUUGCACUUCAUCACCCGCAUCACAAUAAUCAAUCUGUAUUGCAAACAGUUACGACAACUUCUCAGCGACUUCAAGGCAUUUCUCGUCCAAGCUGUACUUUGACAGAGAAAUUUGGUUGUGGUGAGAUGCGUGUUAUUGGUCGUGGUGCAACAUGUAGAGUCCGAAUGCUUAUUGUCACCAACAUGGGAUCGACCCAAUCCACACCAACACACUUUCAGUCCACUCCAACUCCACAACCGCCAUUCACUCGCCAAAAACGAGUUUAUGCUGUCAAGGAAUUUCGCAAACGAUCCAAAAACGAAAGUGAAAAAGUUUACAUCAAACGUAUGACCAGCGAAUUUUGUAUCUCAUCUAGUCUUCAUCACUCGAAUGUUGUAGAAACUCUUGAUCUAGUUGUCGACGAGCAUCAAAAGUGGUGUGAAGUGAUGGAAUACUGUUCGGGUGGUACUUUAUUUGAUUUACUUAGAGAAGUGUGCAUGACUCUACAGGAAGUAGGAUGCUGUUUUAAACAGUUGAUUCAAGGUGUACAGUAUAUUCACUCUAUGGGUGUUGCACAUCGAGAUUUGAAGCCAGAGAAUAUUUUGUUCAAUGCAGAGGGGCAGCUAAAGAUUUCGGAUUUUGGCGUGUCGGAUGUUUUCAAAACUGCUUUUGAGAGUUUUCCACAUUUGUCUAAAGGUCUCUGUGGAUCAAAACCAUAUAUUGCUCCUGAAGAAUUUGAACGAGGAGAGUAUGAUGCUCGUGAGGUGGAUAUAUGGGCAACAGGAGUGAUUUAUUACGUUAUGAGGCACACAGGUCUUCCAUGGCAUCUGGCUGUUCCAGACGAUUUCAACUACGCAGUAUUUUUGCAAACACGAAAUGGAAGGUUUAAGCCAAUUGAUUCUUUGGAAAAUGGAUGCAGAGAGUUGCUCAAUUGUAUUUUGGAACCAGAUCCAAAAAAACGAUAUACAGCCGACAAAAUCUCUGCCGAUCCUUGGUUUCAAAAUAUUAUUGUUUGUCAAGGAUUGGAAUGUGCUGAUGGAUCGCUGCAUCGACAUAUAUGUCAUAAAAUGUAUGCUGAUUGGGCUCAACGACAUCAUCGGCAACUGAUUGCCUAAUUGAUGUCUACAUGACAUGAUUUUUACCAAACAUUCUAUAGCAAAAUUUAGUUUUUCUACCGUCUAGCUACCACAGCCAGUGACAAAAGGUAUGAUAAUGGAGAGAUGAAAUAAAACAGGAAAUUGUCAGC
Messenger RNA from Batrachochytrium dendrobatidis JAM81, 1242 nucleotides. RefSeq lists its product as uncharacterized. Gene Ontology annotation, cellular component: cytosol. NCBI's taxonomy places the organism in Eukaryota, Fungi, Chytridiomycota, Chytridiomycetes, Rhizophydiales. The transcript has a single exon. Gene Ontology annotation, molecular function: ATP binding; protein serine/threonine kinase activity. Bases 11 to 1111 code for a protein of 366 amino acids. Gene Ontology annotation, biological process: protein phosphorylation; intracellular signal transduction. The record is from RefSeq and is a predicted model, not a curated record.